Entelurus aequoreus (snake pipefish) is the source of this 432-nucleotide messenger RNA. RefSeq lists its product as uncharacterized. Bases 1 to 432 code for a protein of 143 amino acids. NCBI's taxonomy places the organism in Eukaryota, Metazoa, Chordata, Actinopteri, Syngnathiformes, Syngnathidae. The record is from RefSeq and is a predicted model, not a curated record. The transcript has 3 exons.
AUGAGCACACCGGCGGCGGUCCAGAGUUCACUGAUGAAUCAUUUCCAGGUUUUGGCACCGACGACCUCCCACUGGACUUCCUGGCAGCCUCACAAUGCUUGGGACCCACAUGAGGGCGGUGGCGGUGGCGGUGGCGGCGGCGGCGCGCUGGCAGCUCAUUGGACGGCAGACGAGUCUACGUGCAGGACUGAGGACGCCCGGCUGCUUGCGUGGUGCAGAGGCCGCCCGAUGGAGGAGCGCCUCCCGCCCGGCCCCCCUGCUGACAGCCGCCCCCGCCCGCUGCCUUGUGGACGAGCCAAUCAGCAUCAAGGCGGGCUUCCUGCCGCCGCAUCGCCCGGUCACGCUGCGUGCGCGCAUGCGCAGUCAGGACGGCGACCUGUGGCAGGCAUCUGGCCACUACACCUCAAGUGCAGAUGGCACCGUCAACUGUGA